AUACGCACUUUGAAUUGGACUAUACAAAAAUGGAUAAUAAAAAUCGGAAUAAUAUUGAAUUUGAAACGGGAAGUGAAUGGAUCGUUUAUUUUCGUUUAUUUAUUUAUAAUAUAAAAUUAUCUAUUGAAAUAUUCUUAUAUUUAAUAAAACAAUUAUUUUACGGUAUGUGGAUAACUAUACCCGAAAAGGAUAUACGGGGCCAAGUUGCAAUGAUAACUGGUUCAUCUAAUGGAUUAGGUCGAGCUUUAAGUAUAGAAUUUGCAAAAAGACAAUGUCAUUUGGCUUUAGUGGAUAUGGAUGAAAAAAAUGGAAAAGAAUUAGAAGAAUUCAUUAGAAAUUCAUAUAAGAUAAAAGUUAAAUUUUAUAAGGCUGACAUUUCAAUUUAUGAAAAUGUUGAGAAACUUAAAUCUGAUAUUGAGAGAGAUAUUGGACAUAUAGAUAUUUUAAUAAAUAAUGCUGGAAUAAUGCAAAGUGUACAAACAUUAAAUCCUAAAAGGACACCAAAUGAAAUUUCAAAAUUAAUUGAUGUUAAUUUAAAAGCUAGUAUUUGGGCAGUAAAAAUAUUUCUUCCUGGAAUGAUAGAACGGAAACGAGGACAUAUUAUUGCUACUUGCUCAUUAACAAGUUUACUGUCUUCCGCUUUUUUAUUAGAUUAUUCUGCUUCAAAGCAAGGCUUAAAGGGAUUCAUGGAUUCAUUGUAUUUUGAAUUGCUAGUGAAAGGAUAUAGUGAUAUUAUUAAAACAAGUAUGAUAUGUCCCACGCUGGUACUGACAAGUGAUUCUGUUAUUAAAACUAUUAAAGGAACAAAAGUUUAUCAUAACAUAUACCCAUGGAGCCCAGAAAGAGCAGCAAAAACUGCUAUUAAAGCAGUUCUCAAGAAUGAAAGAUUAAUUGUGUUGCCAUCAGUAUAUAAAUUAUCGAUGAUAUUUAAUUUAAUACCGGAUGAUGCUAAAACAAAAACGCUUAAAAGAUUACUGAACGUUGAUCCAUCUGGAUUUGAAGAGUAAAGCAAUUUUUUUUUAAAAUGAAAUUUCUCUAAAUCAAGAUUACUUGCUUAGUUAAAAUUAAUUUAAAUUAAAUUGAAAUUACUUAGGUUAAUUAAUUAUUUUAGAUAAAUUUAAAAAAAUAUAUAAAUUUUUUUU
This is a messenger RNA of Condylostylus longicornis, 1142 nucleotides long. RefSeq names its product retinol dehydrogenase 10-A-like. Gene Ontology annotation, molecular function: oxidoreductase activity, acting on the CH-OH group of donors, NAD or NADP as acceptor. Lineage: Eukaryota; Metazoa; Arthropoda; Insecta; Diptera; Dolichopodidae. Gene Ontology annotation, cellular component: lipid droplet. Bases 30 to 1007 code for a protein of 325 amino acids. The transcript has 7 exons. The record is from RefSeq and is a predicted model, not a curated record.